UCCGACUCCCGCGUGAAAAAAAUGUAAUGCGUUUAAUGGUGUGAAAGAGACUGAAUAUUCGAUAAAUUUUCGUGUAAUUUCGUUCGGAGUAAAGAUGAAAUAUUUCCACAUUCGAUGAUUUAAUCUCAAGUUGAACGCAAUAAACUUGUAUAAAGGAAGAAAUACGAGUGUUGCGCGUGACCUUCACUUGUUGCACCAUCGAGUAUGACUUUGGAAACGCAAUAAAUACUGAGUUUAUUCGUAGAUAUACGAGUGAUGUUAAAAUUACAUUUGUCAUUCGAGAAAUAUCAACGGUGUUUAUACUUUUUUGUUUGAAUUUCGCUCCAAAAUGUGGAAAUAGAAUGCAAAUAUUCAGAAAGCUUGAAAACGGCGCGUGAUUGGCCCAAGAAGCGCAUGUCAAUAACAAUGUACCAGUUUUCUAAUUUUCUCAACUGCGCACAGUCCACACGUGGUCGCGUGGUGAUCAGUACACCGAUGUUCUUACUACAAUGAGGUAGAGAGGAAGCAAAGGAGUAAGCGUGGAUAUAUAACGGCAUAACGGUGUUUUUGAUGCGAGAAAGAGACGCAAGUGCGUGCAUACUGAAACCUAGUCAGUUUCAGUACUUCACUUCGUCAGUCGACCGGUAGAGACUAAACCAUCUUCAGGUCUCUCGUGAUUGUUAUCAACGAUUGUCGCUGCUCUACCCUUCCUUCUGUGACUCCUGUAAUAUUGGCAAUGAUAAUGGACAGAACUCGGCUCACGUACGUGUCUGCGGCCGUUGUCGGGGCCGGAACCGUGGUCGUCUUCCUUUGGUGGUGGUGGUGGUCCAAAAAGCAGAAGGAGAAGCCACCCUCGCAAUGGCGAAAGGUCGGCGAGUUGAGCGACCUGAUCGUGUAUCCGAUCAAGUCGCUCGGCCCUGUUCGAAUGAACACGAUGGAGUGCACGAAGCUUGGCCUGAAAUCUGGCUGGCUAAGGGAUCGUACGUUGAUGGUCAUCGACUUGAACGGACACUUCGUCACCGGCAGGCAGAAUCCGAAAAUGGUCCAGGUUAUACCUAAAGUUUCCGGAACGAUUCUCACGCUCUCGGCACCUGGAAUGAUAUCCUUCUCCAUCGAUUUGUCUCGAAUCCAAGGGAAAGGGUUUCGCGUAGCAGUUUGGGGUCAACCUGUAUCCGCCUGUGAUUGCGGCGAGGAGGCUGCCAGAUGGUUGUCCCGAUUUCUCCUCCAGGAAGAUACCGGAUUCAGAUUGGUGUAUUAUCCACUGGAUUAUCCAACGAGAGAGAUCAGGAAGAGCAAUAAACAGUGGUUGCUGACACCCGACGACACUGGCGCGUAUCCAGAUGCUACCAGCUACUGCUUGAUAAACGAAGCAUCGGUAACAGACCUGAACACCCGAUUAGAGAAGCCGGUCAACCCGGAACAAUUUCGUCCUAACUUCGUGAUCAAAGGUGCAACCGCGUACGAAGAGGAUACCUGGGGCUGGGUGAAGAUCGGUGAUGUGAUCUUCAAAACUGUCAUGCCAUGCACCAGAUGUAUCUUUACCACUGUAGAUCCGGAGACAGGAACAAAAAAUCCAAAAGUGGAGCCGUUGAAAACUCUGAAAAGUUACAGACAAAUAAUGGAUCCAAUUAUUCGUCCGUUGGUCGGCGAGAGUCCAGUACUUGGAAUUCACCUUGGAUUGAGGAAUUCCAACGGCGUCGUGCGAGUAGGGGAUCCAGUUUACGUCGGUUUGCCCGAGGAGCAACCACUGUUGAUAUCGCCACCCUAGCUACACCGGUGGGCUUCCUGCGAGGACGAAAUUUUCGUCUUCGAGGAGGAAGCCACGGAAUCUUCGAAGGAGGAUACUUUGUCGACGGAAUUGACGUGCAGUGAGGAUUCGUGAUGAGCAUUAAUGAAAAGAAGAAAGAAAAAAAAAAAAAAGAGAGAGGGAGAAGAAGAGAAAAAGGAUGAUCGAAGUGGAUCUACGAGGACAAUCGUUUGGCGAGAAGGGAAAUUUUCUCGAUUAAUGAAAUGACGUAAUGAAUAGUGGCGUGGUAUUCAACGAUACUUUUACGAUAGUUCAAAUAUCUUUGCCAAAUAUUCCGCUUUGAUGAUGAAGCGUAAGACGUUUGAUAAGAAGUUUCUCGAAUAUCGAAUAUUUUUGCUAAGUUUUGUUAAGUAAUCAAAGUGAAUCAAAUAUUGAUGAUGAUACAAUUGAUGUCGAUACGCGUAUUCGUUUACAUUUGUAUUCGAUUAUAUAAGGAAUAAGGAAAAGAGAAGUGUUAGAAUACACUUUUGAAAUUGACAGGAGUGGUGGAAAGAAUAUUUAAAUUUUACGACAAUUUGUAUUUGUUUAUUUACACUACGAAGUAACAGAGAGAGACGAUUUACAAUAAAAGAAAUAGCACGUCGAAUUUCGAA
Messenger RNA from Apis laboriosa (Himalayan honeybee), 2379 nucleotides. RefSeq names its product mitochondrial amidoxime-reducing component 1 (gene Marc). The coding region runs from base 716 to 1747 and encodes 343 amino acids. The record is from RefSeq and is a predicted model, not a curated record. Lineage: Eukaryota; Metazoa; Arthropoda; Insecta; Hymenoptera; Apidae. Gene Ontology annotation, molecular function: pyridoxal phosphate binding; catalytic activity; molybdenum ion binding. The transcript has 7 exons.